AUGGGUUCUGUAGGGCUUCUUCCUAAGAAGUACAAGGCGAUUGUCUAUGACAAGCCUGGCAGCAUCUCGACAAAGAUUGAGGAGUUGGAUGUGCCGGAGCCGGGACCGGGGGAGGUUCUGGUCAAUCUCACCCACUCCGGCGUCUGCCACUCUGACCUCGGCGUCAUGACCAACGCUUGGGCAGCAUUGCCCUACCCUGUCCAGGCAGGCCAAGUUGGCGGCCACGAGGGCGUCGGCAAGAUCGUGAAGAUGGGCCCGGGAACUGACCGCUCUGGCGUGAAGAUGGGCGAUCGUGUGGGUAUCAAGUGGAUGGCUGGCAUAUGCGAGGCAUGUGAGGCCUGCAGAGCGGGUGCUGAUGCGAGUUGCUUCAACGGGAAAGUCUCCGGAUACUACACCCCCGGCACCUUCCAACAAUACGUCCUGUCCCCCGCCAACUAUGUGACCCCGAUCCCCGACGGUUUGGACUCCGCUGCCGCCGCCCCCAUGCUCUGUGCCGGCGUCACCGUGUACGCCGCCCUCCGCAAAUCCAACGCCGAGUCCGGCCAAUGGGUCGUCAUCAUGGGCGCGGGAGGCGGGCUGGGCCACCUGGCAGUGCAAUUCUCCGCGCGUGGCAUCGGCCACCGAGUCAUUGGAAUCGACCAUUCCAGCAAGAAGGACAUUGUCCUGGAGAGCGGCGCAGAGCAUUUCAUCCCCGUCGACGGGACCGAGAACAUGGCCGACGAGGUCAAGAAACUCACCAGCAACCUCGGCGCCCACGCCGUCGUCGUAUGCACGUCCAAUAACGCUGCCUACGGCAUGUCGCUCGACAUGCUGCGUUUCCGCGGCCGCGUCGUGUGCGUGGGCAUCCCCGAGGGGAAGCCCUUACCGAUAACGAGUGCGUCGCCGCAGCUGCUGGUGGCGAAGGAGCUGCAGGUUGUAGGGUCUGCGGUCGGCGAUCGGCGGAUGGCGAUUGAGACUCUGGAUUUUGCGGCGAGGGGCGUGGUGAAGACGCAUUUUCGGCUCGGGAAGAUGGAGGAGUUGACCGAGGUGUUUGAGGAGAUGCAUCGGGGGGAGUUGAAGGGGAGGGUGGUGUUGGAUUUGCAGUAG
This is a messenger RNA of Westerdykella ornata, 1086 nucleotides long. RefSeq names its product GroES-like protein. The record is from RefSeq and is a predicted model, not a curated record. The transcript is spliced from 3 exons. Gene Ontology annotation, molecular function: oxidoreductase activity. Bases 1 to 1086 code for a protein of 361 amino acids. Lineage: Eukaryota; Fungi; Ascomycota; Dothideomycetes; Pleosporales; Sporormiaceae.